This is a messenger RNA of Rana temporaria (common frog), 1952 nucleotides long. It is a transcript of the gene ANGPT2, whose product is annotated as angiopoietin 2. The coding region runs from base 266 to 1762 and encodes 498 amino acids. The record is from RefSeq and is a predicted model, not a curated record. The transcript is spliced from 9 exons. Gene Ontology annotation, molecular function: receptor tyrosine kinase binding. Gene Ontology annotation, biological process: Tie signaling pathway. NCBI's taxonomy places the organism in Eukaryota, Metazoa, Chordata, Amphibia, Anura, Ranidae.
AGGCUUAUAGGCGGGCUUACACAGCUCUCCCUAUAGUAGGAGAGGGGAGGUCUAGCUUGGCUGGAGCACAUGUCCUCUGCUUGCUGUUUAAGGAGAAGUAUUUCAGGUUAAUAAUCUUUCACUCAAAGCAAAGCAAGGCAGCUUUCAUCUGGAAAUACCUGAAAGAAAGUGUCAGCUCCUGAGCAGAACUACAGAUCAGGGCUCAUUUGUUUUUGGUUACCUAAGCAUCAUCUGUCUUUAUCCAGUUCAUAGAACAUACAUUAAGAUGUGGCUAUCUGCUGUCACUGUUUUGCUGGUGGCUGUCGGGAGCUUUGAUGUGGCUCUGGCACAAAGUCGUAAAGCUGUGGAGAAUGCAGGAAAGAAGCAAUAUCAGGUGCAGCAUGGGGCAUGCAGCUAUACCUUUCUGCUGCCAGAGGUGGACAGCUGCCGCUCAGCCCCUGCCAAUCCUCACGUGUCAAACUCUGUGCAAAGGGAUGCCCCACUGGACUAUGAUGACUCUGUGCAGAGACUUCAGCUACUGGAGAACAUCAUGGAGAACAACACACAGUGGAUUCUGAAGCUUGAGACAUACAUUCAAGACAAUAUGAAAAAGGAAAUGGUAGAGAUGCAGAAGAAUGCAGUGCAAAACCAUACAGCUAUCAUGAUAGAGAUAGGGACAAACCUGCUGAACCAAACUGCAGAGCAAACUAGAAAACUCACAGAUGUUGAAGCCCAGGUAUUCAACCAAACGAGUCGCCUGGAGCUUCAGCUAUUGGAACAUUCUUUUUCAACAAAUAAACUUGAAAGACAAAUAUCUGAUCAAACAAAUGAGAUAACAAAGUUACAAGACAAAAACAGUGAUUUAGAAAAUAAAGUGUCUAAUAUGGAGGAUAAGCACAACCAGCAACUCCAGUCAAUGAAAGAAGAAAAAGAUAAGCUGCAAACCUUAGUACUCAGACAAAAUUCUAUCAUAGAGGAUUUAGAGAAGCAACUGAUGACAGCAUCUGUAAAUAACUCUCUACUGCAGAAACAACAGCAUGACUUGAUGCAGACUGUGCACAACCUGCUAACAUGGAUGACACCACAAACAGCACCAAGAUCAUCGUUUGUUGCUAAAGAAGAACAGUUAGCUUUUAAAGACUGCGCAGAAGCCUAUAAAUCAGGAAUGACAUCAAAUGGCAUUUAUACAUUGACAAUACAAAAUACAACAGAACAAGUCAAGACAUACUGUGACAUGAAAACUGGAGGAGGUGGCUGGACUGUUAUUCAGAAACGCUUUGAUGGCAGUGUUGACUUUCACAGAACAUGGAAAGAGUACAAAAAGGGUUUUGGUGAUCCUUCAGGAGAAUACUGGUUGGGAAAUGAAGUAGUCUCCCAACUUACAAAUAUGCAGCGAUAUGUUCUCAAGAUCCAGCUGAAAGACUGGGAAGGAAAUGAGGCUUAUUCGCUAUAUGACCAAUUUUACUUAGGAACAGAAACACAGAAAUAUAGGAUUCACCUCAAAGGAUAUACUGGGACAGCGGGCAAAAUAAACAGCAUAAGCCAACCAGGAAAUGAUUUUAGCACAAAGGAUGCAGACAAUGACAAAUGCAUUUGCAAAUGCUCACAAAUGGCGACAGGAGGUUGGUGGUUUGAUGCCUGUGGUCCUUCAAACUUGAAUGGAAUGUACUAUUCACUGGGGCAAAAUACAAACAAAUUCAAUGGAAUCAAAUGGUACUAUUGGAAAGGAUCAGGGUACUCCUUGAAAGCUACAACAAUGAUGAUUCGACCUGUUGACUUUUAACCAUCACAAUAACAUUUGGCUUAUUGUGAAAUACAGACAAUUACCAGAACACUGGAAAAUAUCUUAAGUGCCUCCAUAUUUUUUUUAAAAGGAACACUAUGGAACCAUACUCUGGAUAGUGGACCACUUUUGAGCUCUGCACAGUAUUAAGAUAAAUAAAUGUAAGGAUUCCAAGAAAAAAAAAAAAAAA